ACCAUCUGAGUAAGAUUUUCACCAGCUCAAGGUGUGUGUUCUGUGCUGGGCUGGAGCAUAAGAGAUGCCAAAUAGCAGAGAAGCCACAUGUCUCCUGGGUUUGGUGUGAUGUCUUCUAACUUCACCUGUAGACAAAAUAGGUCCUUCACCUGUUCACCAGAGGUGAACAAGAAAAGAUACUCAAAAUAAUCAGGUUUUUUUAAUUGCUCAGAGUGUACAUAUUUUAAAAGCAAACUAGACCCUUCAGAGCAAGCAUUUGUCUAACGUUGAGCCUGAUUUGGAACUUGCCUUAAAGUGAAAGUAAGUUUUGCUCCACAGUCUGCUUUGUGGUUUUUAGUCUUCUCCUUUCACACCUUUUUGUGGUCUUUAACAAGUCAUUGUCUAUAAAUCUGAAACUGGAUGAAGCUGCUGCUUCACUGAAGAACUGUUCCUGCUACUCCAGGGCAAGCAGAGCCUUCUGCCCCUGGAGUUUGUGCUCAUUACUACCGAGUUCAUUACUGUUGUCCUCAUUAUUCUUGAGCCUGGGCACCAUGGACCACGGUAAGGUGUUUUGCUGGGCUGAAGCCCAUCACUGCUCAUUAUUAGGCCUCCUCACACCUGCACACUUACUUGCCAGAUGAGUUAAAGCAUUCAGUUCCUAUAAAGAAAUUGUAUUUAGUGGGAAAUCCAGCAGAAGACUACGUUUCAGUUGGUGAUGGUUUCCUUACCCUUUCUCCCACUAGUCUGAGGAUUCAGGGUUCUCAAGUAAUGACUCACUUCAGAAGGAAAAAAAAAAAAAAAAAAAGAGCUGGAUUCCAGUAAUGGCUGGCUUUUAAAUGGAAGAUCUGAAGCAUAAGACAGUCAGAUCCCUCUGGAAGGAAGUGGUGGAUGCUCUGCAUCAAGAGAGAGUGGAGGAAACUUGCUGAGUUUCUUUAUGUGGAAAAGAGAGGAGACCAGGCUCAAGUGGAUGCUACCUGCUGGAAUUUUUUCCCAUUUGGAUAUGGAAAGCAGGAUAGAAAGAAUCUUGAAAAGGCUGGCUCAUGAGAUUCCUUGAGCCCAUCUUGCUCUGUGAGUGCAAGAGUCAUUUUCCCUGUGCCUAUCCAUGAAACUCAACAGUGAACACCCAAAGCAGAAAACAAAAGGUAAUUUAUGUUUCUCCUCGCCAGUCUGGUAUGUUUAAGGACUGGUUCUUUCCAGCUAGGAUGUGUUCAAUUGUUUCUGUAACGUUCUUUCUAACUGUGAACUCCAAGUCCUUCAGGACUAAAAAUGUGGGAGAGACUAAAACCAAAGCAUGAUGCUUCAUCUAUCUUGCCACAGGCUGCCAGGCUUUGGUGCUUGAUGGUUUUGAGCCUCUGAUCUUUGCUUUGGGUCUGGGAGCAGCAGCUUUGGGAGACAAACAGCCCCUAUAUUAGAGCAAAGAAGGCAUCUAAAAGUUUAGAUUAAGACAGUGGCCAUCUUGGCUGCUUCCUGGAUAGCUCUGCUGGGUUGUUGCUUGGAGCUAAACCAACCAUAAAUGAUCAUUUACAUGCUGCAUUCAAAAGAUAGAUUUAGUCAGCUGCCCUAGAAUAAGUGCCUUGGGAGCUCUGUGGGGUGUGCAUGGUUGUUUGCUUUUGGUUUUACUGCUUUGAACUGCCUUUGAGCACUAGGUAAAUGGAAACCUGUGCUUGGAUGUCUGCAUGGGUAUGGAGCAUCCCUAAUCUGAAAACCCUGGGAUUUGUGAGCAUAUCAGUUACCUCAAAAAUUAAACCAGCAGCCGCCUGAAGUAACAAGGUACAAUAUGUGAGUCCUUCCUGUCUCAUGGAGGACAUUUUUCACAGUACCCUUAAAUUUAUCUCCACAAUCUCUGUCCCAUUUAACUGUCCCAUACUGAUACAGUAAAGUCUUUUACUUAACUCAAACCAGUUUGCAAUUGCAUUUUCCAUUAAAGGAAAAUGUUCCUCUCACUGGAGGCUCAGCACCUGAUGAGCCAACCUGCUCCUGGGAUUUGAAAUUCAGAGGGCAAUGGUGCAGGAUUUGUAGAGCAGCUGCAUCCUGGGUCAGAGAUGGUGUUUAGUCCUCUGCCUUGUGAAUCUGGACAGGAGUUGGGGGAGCUGCUGUUAAUCCUCAGCUUUCCAGCUGUGCAAGGGAAAGGUCACGGAAUCACAGAAUAUCCUGGACUGGAAGGCACCCACCAGGAUCACAGGGUCCAACUCCUGGCCCUGCACAGACACUCCAGCAAUCCCACCCUGUGCCUGAAAGUGUUGUCCCAGUGCUCCUGGAGCUCUGGCAGCCUUGGGGCUGUGCCCAUUCCCUGAGGAGCCUGUUCCAGGUGAGUGUGUUUAAAAUGGGAUGUAUUUGAAACUGCAGAAUGGGAAGUGGGGCAAUUUCUCCCAACUUGUCUGUUCAGGAAAUGGGGAACAGGUGAUAGGGUUUGGGACAGAUCUGCAAAUAGCUUUAUAUAAUUUUUACUCAAACUCUUGAAGGGUUUGAGGUUUUUCUCAUGGGUUAAGCAGUUCAUUUUCUGCUGGUAAAAACUGAGGGCAUGUGGCACUCAUGUGUGGUAGGUGGUCAAACUCUCCCUUGUCAGAUUGAACUUUAAAACCUUUUUCAAACUAAACAUUGCCUCUUUUUUUCCUACUCUUUGCUUAACCUUCAGCAGCUGGUCAUCAGCCUUUGGCCUUAGCAUCCUACUCCCCUCCCACCAUCCCCUGCUGCUGUCUCAGCUCUGUUUGAGCACAGAAAUCCAGUGGGAAAACAGCUUUGGGCUCAAGCAAGACUGUUCCCUCAAAAAUUUGCAUUUACCUCCUAAAAGCAGAAGGCUGGAGGUACAAGGGGCAGGACCAUGCAUCUGUUCCUGCUGUGCCUGCUCAGUGUCUGGGGGCUGGCUGCCCCGGAGCACUACGCCGUGGAAGACAUCUGCACCGCCAAGCCCCGCGACAUCCGCGUGAACCCCAUCUGCAUCUACCGCAACCCGGAGAAGAAGCCCCAGGAGGGGGAGGGACAAGAGCCAGCAAAGGACAAGAUCCCGGAGUCCACCAACCCCCGCGUCUGGGAGCUGUCAAAAGCCAACUCUCGGUUUGCUGUCGUCUUCUACAAGUACCUGGCUGACUCCAAGGACAAUGGGGAAAAUAUCUUCAUGUCACCCCUCAGCAUUUCCACAGCCUUCGCCAUGACCAAGCUCGGAGCCUGUGGCAGCACCCUCCAGCAGCUCAUGGAGGUCUUUCGAUUUGACACCAUUUCGGAGAAGACAUCAGAUCAGAUCCAUUUCUUCUUUGCCAAGCUGAACUGCCGCCUUUACAAGAAAGCAAACAAAUCCUCAGAGCUGGUAUCAGCCAACCGUCUCUUCGGGGAGAAAUCUUUGGUCUUUAAUGAGACUUACCAGAACAUCAGUGAGAUCGUUUAUGGAGCAAAACUCUGGCCCUUGAACUUCAAAGAGAAGCCAGAACUUUCCAGGCAGAUCAUUAAUGAGUGGGUGGCUAACAAGACAGAGAAGCGCAUUACAGAAGUGAUCCCAGAAAAUGGCAUUGAUGAUCUCACUGUCUUGGUCCUGGUCAACACCAUUUAUUUUAAGGGGCACUGGAAAUCGCAGUUCCCAGCUCCAAACACAAAACUGGAUGUAUUUCAUAAAGCCAAUGGUCAGACCUGCCAAGUCCCAACUAUGUACCAGGAGUCCAAAUUCCACUACGCAUUCAUCCCCCAGGACAAAGUCCAGGUGCUGGAGCUGCCUUACAAAGGGGACGAUAUCACGAUGCUGCUGGUCCUGCCCAGUGCUGGGACACCCCUGGAGGAGGUGGAGCGAAACCUGACAUCGGAGAAGCUGCAGGGCUGGAUAGAUUCCAUGAAGGAGAUGUCUCUCUUUGUCUACCUCCCUCGCUUCCGCGUCGAGGACAGCUUCAGUGUCAAGGAAAAGCUGAGGAAAAUGGGGCUGGAAGAUCUCUUCAGUCCAGAAAAUGCCAGACUCCCAGGUAUCAUUGCAGAGGGCCGCACAGACCUGUACGUGUCUGAAGCUUUCCACAAAGCCUUCCUUGAGGUGAAUGAAGAAGGCAGCGAGGCCUCAGCUGCUACAGCAGUCACCAUCUCUGGCCGUUCCUUCCCUAUGAACAGAAAAAUCUUCAAUGCCAACAGGCCCUUCCUGCUUUUCAUCCGGGAAGCUGCCCUCAACUCCAUCAUCUUCAUGGGCAGGAUAGCUGAUCCUUGCUCCUAAAGGGGCUGGUAGGGCCUCACUUCUCCCUCCUCUGCCUCGGGAAAAGGGGAGGUGGGGUAUUGCCACAAAGUGUGGGCUGCUCCUGGGGUGGUUGGUCUUUCUGUUUGGUGCCAGCUGCAGGGAGGGACUGCAUCCAGCUGGGCUGUCCCUGCUCCUCCCUGCCAUGUCAGGUGAGGGGCUCACAGGUCACCUCACUGUCCUGUCCUUUGUGGCAAGGAAAGCUGAAUUUCAUCUGGUACCAGUAUUUUGGUGGCACCCAAGUCCAGCAUUGCUGUCCUUCCUGUGCCCAACCCUCUGUAACUCUGAUCACUUGGUUCAUUAAAACCUAUAGAUCUGUAUGUAACAGACUGCUCUCUGAAUGCACAGCUUACACUGAGCCACUUCCUAGACUUAUUUAAAUUCUUCUUUUCCAACAAAUGGGGCUCCACACCAGAAAGGUGAGUGGGGCAGCAGCAGCCAUGAAACUUGUGCUGGCUGGGCAAGGAACAGCCUUCUGCAGCUCCGUGUGGGUGGAAGAGCUGCCAAAAGCUGUGCCCUGCUUGCCAGCAGCUCUGGUGUGUCCUGUGUGCCCAAGAGCUGAGAGUCACUAGUGGCAGCCUUGAACAGCCAAGGCUUUGAAAUUCUUUUUGAUUGCUAAGACUUCAUCUAACAGUUACUGUAGCAGCAGUGCCCAUGAACCACGACAGUGCCCAGGUAAGGAAACCAGUACCUGCAGCUUUAAUAGAAAUAAUUUAUUUCACCUGCAAGUUUACUCCAGGAGCUGAGGUCUCCUGGCCUGCUGCCAGUGAAAUAGCCACCUCUGUAAAGGCUUCUCUUGGCAGGAACUGCUAGAGCAGCCAAGCAGUGAGGGAGUUAACUUGGAUAGAGUGGUGUGCCAGAUCUUUGGUCACUGGGUCUCUAGAUUUGGAAGCUAUUAGGUGUUUGACUCUUUCCUGUUCCCAGUAGGAUUGUUUGAGCAUCUGUGCAAGCAGUGUGACUGGGACAUGGAGAGCCACCUCCUCCAUUGUCCCAUGGGCCAUGGCAAACUGUACACAUGUGAGAGGUGUCCUUCAGGGGCUCCUACAGGUACUCCCUGGGGCAGUACCUUGAAAGAAACUGUGAUGGGCUGGAACCCUGGGAGAAAAGGGGAAGCAUUUUGAAAAUAACCAAGAGUUCAGAAAGCAGCUCUUCCUCUCCGUGCCCUCCUCUGGCAGUUACCACUGUGGCUUUUCUUGCUGGAUCCCAUCUUCUGCCUGUGAACAUCACAGAGAGACACACAACCUCCUGUAAUCACUCCUUUGCCAGCUGUGCUCCAGGCUGUGGAGGUGAACACUGGUGAAAGAGGAGGGCUGAGGCACUGCCUGGGCCUCCCUAGCAUGGCACUGAACCAAAAUGCUUCCCCUGCCAUAGGCAACUGGGAAAACAUCCAAAGCUUGGCCUGCAGCAAGAGCACAAGGCUUGUUCCUCCUGGGGAGGCUGAAAAGGGCUGAGCCUGCUGAAAAGGUGAGACAAAACUCAGCCAAAAAGGACAGAAGCCAUAUGAGCUGCCAGGAACAGCAGCCUGGCACUGUGCAACUUCUCUCAAGCUGCUCAGCUUAAAAGAGUGUGGAGCUGCCCACAGCCAGGACCAGGCAGAAAAUCCACAUUGGGUAAGGACCAGUCAGCCAUAAGACACAGACAAGGAUCUGAGUAUUAAACCAUUUAAU
Messenger RNA from Passer domesticus (house sparrow), 5847 nucleotides. RefSeq names its product serpin family C member 1 (gene SERPINC1). NCBI's taxonomy places the organism in Eukaryota, Metazoa, Chordata, Aves, Passeriformes, Passeridae. The transcript has 7 exons. The coding region runs from base 2801 to 4162 and encodes 453 amino acids. The record is from RefSeq and is a predicted model, not a curated record. Gene Ontology annotation, molecular function: serine-type endopeptidase inhibitor activity. Gene Ontology annotation, biological process: negative regulation of endopeptidase activity; regulation of blood coagulation.